AUGUCGUCAGCGUCGCACCGCCAGUCGUACCAGCCUCAACACGGGCACAGCAAUAGCAGCAAGGACAUGGGAAGAUCGCGACCGCAGUCUACAGCGCAGCAAUCUGUCGACCACGAGGAAGCUCGAAGCUUUGCGCUGCGAACCGCCUACCUCCACUACCUGCUGCAACCCAAAGCCAAACGAAAGCAAUAUGUCCCGGCUCCCAAGGUGCCCACUCGAACGCACACCAGCGUGGGACAGCUCGUGCAAGAUUUUGUCUCGGGAAACUCUACGAGCAUCAAGCUCCCGCACAACUUUGCUGCCGCUCUGCUUGACCGUGUUGGUGGUGUGUUGAGGGGUAGCGAGGCUCUGCCUGGUUACAGCGAUGCUGCUGUAAAGAGAAGCUUUGCCGAGGCGUAUACGGCCUUCUCCGAGAAGACGUUUCGAAAGACAAUUGAGAAAGAAAGGAAGUUCGAGCCCUUGGUCUUGAUCUUCUACUCCGCGGCGACGAAAGCAGCCCAGAAGGGAAAGGGGCCUGACGAUGAAUCCGACUCGUGGAAGCUACUUCCAGACCGCCACCUGGCCAUGUUUGUGAGGCUUGCCGCAAAUGUCAUGAAAGACCUGGGCCACGACCGAGAUCGACCCGAGCUUAUGUCUAGACUCAAAGAUCUAGAGAGCAAGCUUCUCAGAAACGACCAGGAUCUGGUCAGCAAUAGCACCGCUGGCACGGGCACAACAAUUGAAGUGAUUGUGCCUCUGAGCUAUGAGGUCAAGGAUAUGCCCAUGGUGCAGGUGGUUGCAAGCAUUUUUGGCCUGGGCCUCUCAGAUGUUCAGGCGGAACUCAACGCAAACCGGCAGGUAUGGACAGAAGAGGCUGCCCUCAAAGAUCUCAAAUCAUACCAAACUAGACUUAAUGCCAAUCUGCAUGGCACACUGAGCAGCCACGAUUUUGAUGUCGAAGAUGGCUUUACCGAGUGGAAGAAAUUCGAGGCUACACAUCUCUCCCAGAUGAUGAUGGAUAUUUUGACUGCCAAGCCAGAGUUGGCAAAAACCAAAACGGGGCCCAUCGACAAAUCUUUGCCGAGUCGGCCGGGUUCACUGUACGCAGAUGACCAGGCAUAUGCUGAUCUGAGCCGUGUGAUAUCUGACACAGAUUCAUCCUCCUUCGCCUUUGAUCCAUCCAUUAGCCUGAGCUCUUUAGCGAUUGGCGAAUCAAGCAGCAUCAGAACCGUAGAUGAAACGAUAUAUACCUUUACACCCCCUAAUCCAAGGGCGUUUUACAAAUACAUUCUCCAGCAGGCAAUGAUGUUUGAUCAGAUCCAUGCUGACCCCAACAUGGACUACCAGCCGCUGUCACACAAGUCCAUGGAGUUGCUGAACGAGCUCUCGGUACGAUGGCGCAUCCCGCAGUUCUCGCGACUCGUCGUUCUUCUGGAAGCAGCAGCCAAUCAGUUUAUUGAUAAGGAGAUAGCCCCUGAAGAUCUUGAUGCUGUUUUUGACAUGAUCAAGUCUCCGUCGCAGGAGCUCAAGAAACCACCUCACAUACAUCAGUACAACGCACCCCUGACCGAUUUCGACCCUAGCCGCUGGACGAUGCAUGACUUUGCCGCUUACCAGCACACUCUUCACAUUCUUCACGAUGCACUGUUGCAAGAACUUUACGAUCUCCUGGAAGGUUGCUACGAGGUCAAGCCUCCAAACAUUGGGCCUGUCAUGUACCUUUUAGAAAACCAUAUUGGCCAAGACUCGACCUUUUCUCCCCGACCCGAGGUGAUGGAUGAGUUUAGGAAGCUUCUGGCUGAGCGUUUGGCUCAAAAGGCUACGGCAAUCUACCACCAAAAUAUGCAGAAGCAGAUACCAGAGCGAAAGGAAGAGUGGGACUUUGCACACGUCGUCCAACUUGGCAAGGCAGUGACCAAGGUGUGCGACCGAAUUCGAAAGCGAUAUAAAAAGACUGCUAAUAUCAUGGGGGUCGACCCAUUGAGUAUUUUGGUCUAUGAGGUGUUUCCGAAGUUUGAGCAAGAUGCAAGCGCCAUCAUCCAAAUCAUUGUGCAAGGGGCCAGCGAGGGAGGUCAGGAAAUCGAGAUCCAGGACGGCUUUGAGCUGUACAAGGAGCUGAAGGAAAUCCGCGGAAUUCAUGAAGAGUUCCUCCCCAAGGAGCCUUUUGCCUUCAACAUUGAAGAUUUACUUGUCGACUUCGUGUGGCGUUGGCUAGGGUCCGCCGAGACUCGAAUGACGGAGUUUGUGGAUCAGGCAAUCAAGCAAGAUCAGUUUCAAGUUAGAGCAGACGGUCCAGACCAGAUCCCCGGGGAUGCGCAACGGCACAGUGUGUCCAUUAUAGACAUGUUUAUGCUGUUCAACCAAACAGUAGACCAGGUUUUCAAGCUAGAAUGGGGCAAUCCAGAACAUCAUGCCAGAUUCAUGACCGCAUUGGCUAGGAAUUUUUCUGCAGGUGUUGGUCGUUAUUGCGAAACUGUUGACCAGCAGUUUGCAAAGGAAAUGGACCGUCCUUCUGCUCAGGAGCUCGCUGCGCAAACCCAAACUACCCAAGAGAAGUGGAUGCAAUAUGCCAAAGAUGCAUGGAACAAUAAGGAAAAGGCUGAACCAUUUCAGUUCUUCCCAGAGUCUUUUGUUAAGCUCAACAAUAUCGAGUAUGCGAUGCAAGAGCUUGACAAGUUAGAAAAGACCAUGAAUGUUGAGGCAUGUGCGGCUUUACUAGAAUCGAAAGAUGGUCCUAAGAAGAAGACGCGAAAGCCAAACAAGUAUACGUUCACCAUCAAGGUGGUAGAGGCCGAGGAUCUCAAAGCUUGCGAUCCGUCAGGCUACAGUGAUCCUUAUGCGGUCUUUGGCGAUGAGUAUCAGAAGCGACUUCACAAGACACGUAUCAUUCACCGGAAUCUGAACCCUCGCUGGGAUGAGUCGUUUGAUAUUACAGUCCAGGGUCCAGUUAACGUCAUUGCGACCAUAUGGGACUAUGAUACUUUCGGCGACCACGACUACGUGGGACGAACUUCUCUCAAGCUGGACCCUAACCACUUUGGAGACUAUCUCCCCAGAGAAUUCUGGCUCGACCUGGAUUCACAAGGUCGUCUGCUGAUUAGAGUCAGCAUGGAGGGAGAGCGCGAUGAUAUUGUGUUCCACUUUGGAAAAGCUUUCCGUCACCUAAAGCGAACAGAAAGAGACAUGGUUCGAAAAAUUACGGACAAGCUUACCGUUCAAAUCAACGAAACCCUGUCACUGGAAACUCUUAGGAGUCUCCUGGGGUCUGGAGGUGUAGGCGCAUCAAUCACCAGUCUGUGGAAGAAGCGAACGUCUACCAAUACCCCUUCGACUGGCCCUUCCCAAGCGCAGAUUGAAAGCGCUCUCACCAAUCUGUUUUCCUACUUUGACGACAACUUUGCCAUUAUGAAGAUGACUCUAACAGACGCUACAAUGAUAGCCGUCAUGACUCGUCUGUGGAAAGAUGUUCUCAUGACGAUUGAGAAUCUCCUGGUGCCACCAUUGUCAGAGAAGCCGUCGACCCAAAAGCCACUCUCGCGAAGAGAGCUCGAUAUUGUGUAUCAUUGGCUGGAGAUGCUGUUCGUCUUCUUCAAUGCCAAGGAUGAGCACUCAGGCGAGCAACUCGGAGUUCCCGCUGAGGUACUCAAGUCGCCUAAGUGGCACGAAUUGGCCUCGCUCAACUUUUUCUACUUUGAAGAGACUAACAACCUCAUUCGGGAAUCGGAGCGCAUGGCUGCGGCCUCAGCACAACGAGCUCAGCAAGCUCUGCAGCAACAGAACCAGCCGCAAAGUCAGUCGAGUAAUAGGCUCGCGGUACCAUCAAGCUUGGGGGCAUCUCUGGGCGGUGCCGGCUCGUUUGCCAGCAUGGGCACCAUCAGGCGCGGUAAGAGCAUCAUGAUGAGCCGCAAUCUGGGUACGAUGCGUAAAGCCAAGGAGGCGAAGCGCCGCGAGAUGCAGGCCGAUGCCAGUGACGAUAUGAUCUUACGAAUCUUGCGCAUGCGUCCCGAAGCGGCGAACUAUCUCAAGGAGAGACAGCGUCAAAAGGAACGACAGGCCGCAACGGCCGCUGCGGCGCUGAUUGUCAAGAACAGCGUAAGCCAGGGCUGGAACUCUGGACCAGCCUUUUCUGGUGCGCCGUUUGGACGCAACAGCCUUUUGCCAAACAGGAGGUAAAGCCGGGAUAGAUGAAAGACGAAAAGAAGAGACGGUAGAGGGAGUACGGGCAACGUAUUGAAUGAUUUGGCUGGGAAAGAGAGGUGUGGUUUACCAAGGGGUUUUGUGAUGAAAGCAGCUCCAUCUUUGCUUCUGUACCUUGUCUUUAGUGAUUUAUUGACUGGCCCGGCGGGAUAGGCCUCAUCAGAUACCCUUAUGAGUGUAGGUAUAUACCGAGGUCAUAGAUUGAGAUGGUUUGAUUUUGCGAUUUGUUGAGCAUUUUGAGAUGGACGGGCAUUGCGAGCCGAGCGAGAUACUACUUAAUUUCAGCAUGUUAUGAG
Molecule: messenger RNA, 4472 nt
Organism: Trichoderma virens Gv29-8
Lineage: Eukaryota; Fungi; Ascomycota; Sordariomycetes; Hypocreales; Hypocreaceae
Exons: 3
Coding region: 1-4152 (1383 amino acids)
Source: RefSeq, a predicted model, not a curated record